Molecule: messenger RNA, 408 nt
Organism: Athene cunicularia (burrowing owl)
Lineage: Eukaryota; Metazoa; Chordata; Aves; Strigiformes; Strigidae
Gene: FABP2
Product: fatty acid binding protein 2
Exons: 4
Coding region: 10-408 (132 amino acids)
Biological process (GO): fatty acid transport
Cellular component (GO): cytosol; nucleus
Molecular function (GO): fatty acid binding
Source: RefSeq, a predicted model, not a curated record
GACAAAAACAUGGCAUUUGAUGGUACUUGGAAAAUAGACAGAAAUGAAAACUAUGAAAAGUUCAUGGAGGCAAUGGGUAUUAAUGUGAUGAAAAGAAAGUUAGGAGCCCACGAUAAUCUGAAGAUCACUAUUAAACAAGAUGGAAACAAAUUUACUGUCAAAGAAUCAAGCACCUUCCGUAAUAUAGAUAUUGAAUUCACUCUGGGAGUCAAUUUUGAGUACAGUCUGGCUGAUGGGACUGAACUUACUGGUUCUUGGAACAUGGAAGGAAAUAAACUUGUAGGAACAUUCACUAGGAAAGAUAAUGGAAAAGUACUCACAGCACACAGAGAAAUCGUAGGUGAAGAACUUGUUCAGACCUAUGUAUAUGAAGGAGUUGAAGCCAAGAGAAUCUUCAAAAGGGGCUAA